Penicillium lagena is the source of this 1260-nucleotide messenger RNA. RefSeq names its product Zn(II)2Cys6 transcription factor. NCBI's taxonomy places the organism in Eukaryota, Fungi, Ascomycota, Eurotiomycetes, Eurotiales, Aspergillaceae. The transcript is spliced from 4 exons. Gene Ontology annotation, biological process: positive regulation of transcription by RNA polymerase II. Gene Ontology annotation, molecular function: DNA-binding transcription factor activity, RNA polymerase II-specific; transcription cis-regulatory region binding; zinc ion binding. The coding region runs from base 1 to 1260 and encodes 419 amino acids. Gene Ontology annotation, cellular component: nucleus. The record is from RefSeq and is a predicted model, not a curated record.
AUGCCGACCCGCUCACAUCAGGGUUGCUGGACAUGCAAGACCCGUCGACGGCGCUGCGACAACACCCGUCCAGCGUGUCGGAACUGCGAGCAGCGCGGCGUCGCCUGCGAGGGCUAUGAGGUUCGGCUGCGAUGGGGCGCGGGGAUUGCCUCGCGGGAUGUGAUGACCGCUAGCGAUGAGCCGGGGAGUUCACCAGGGCAAGCCACAAGCAGCGACGAGGCCCUGUUCAACGAAUUCUUGCGCUCGGGUAUCAAUGUUCUUCACUCAACCACUGCUCAGGAGAGCAUGCUCCAACCGCGUCUCCCGGAGCUCUGCCGGGAAUCCAGCGCACUAUACACGACCUGCUUGGCCUUCCAGCUUUCACUUGCACCCAGUCUGACCCCACGGUUCUUCGAGUAUUUCGAUGCAGCGCUGCGGACGUUUCGGUCAGAGCUGGCUUGCAGCACGACACUGUUAGAUGGAACGCUGGCCGCUGGCCUGCUGUUGUGUAGCAUCGGCCUGAUGCAUGGCUUUCCUUGGACGGUGCAUCUGGAAGGUAUGCACAACAUCCUGCUCGAGGACCUGCACCGUCCUUCCACCCCGUCCAAGUUCCGUACGCACCUUCUGGAGGUCAUGGGGGUUAUGGACCUUCCGAUCUUUGCAAUCGGGCGCCAGACUCCCUGUAUUGAGAUUUGGCGACGCUAUUGCCUGCGCGCAGAACCCAGAAGGGGCGUUGAGCCUGUGAGUGGUCUGCCUCGCGCCUUGCUGGAUAUGUUCGCUGGCAUUGGUUUCGAGACGACUGAGCAGAGCUUUUGGGACUGGCCUGGCCAUUCAGGAAGCUUCUUGCAGUGCUACCUUUGGGAGGCAUACCGACUGGCAGGCAUCCUCACACUGCGCCAGCAAGCUCGCCUACCUGGCAACCAGCAGUCUCCAAAUGUCUCGGCAUGGCGUCAGCCCGGCGCGUGUCCUGCGGAUGCAACGAUUCUUGUAGCGCGGAUUCUGGCCAACCUUGACGCUUUGCGUCUGGCAUGUGCUGAGCGUCCGGAAGAGGACACCUUCAUCCUGAAUGCAAAGAAUUAUCCUCUGUUUGUUGCCGGGCUAGAAAUCACCGUUCUGCGUCCCCGGCCAGACUGGCAGAAGAAAAUCCGCAGCUAUCUUUUUCUCACACGUCAGGAUGAGUUGAUUCUAGGUUUACUGGAGGAGAUGUGGCGACGAGACGACCCAGAUUUUAGUGUAGACCAGGUAGCCCGAGAAAGGGGAAUUGAAAUGGGGCUGCUAUGA